AUGGAAGAAGAGUCAUUUCCAGAUUUGAAAGAGCUGGAAAAUCAAAUUGGGAGGAAAACUCCGGAGAGCCUGUUGAGGUGGAUGCAGGGGGAUGCUUCGCUCGGUGUGGAGUGGAGUUCCAAUCGUCCUGAGGGGAGAGACAACCGCACCAGCGACAGUCUGACCGACAAGAUCAGAAACUUGAAACUGGAGAUGGGCUGUCUGCGUGCUGCAGACGUGCGGAUCCUGCACCAGCUGGUGACGGUGCAUGAGGCCAUGGAGGCUGUGCGCUGGCUGCUGGAGGAGCGUGGCACCCUUACCAGCAGGGGCAGCAGCCUGACAAGCAGCCAGUGUAGUCUGGCUGAGGGGCCUGGGUCUGGCUUGUCCCCUUGCAGCGAGGGCCUGAGUCUGGCCCUAACUAGCUGGCGGAGUCCUCUAAAUGAUGCCAAUGAAGAACCAGAAGAGUUGAAAGUACCAGAUAGCAUCUCUGGGGACAGCUACUUCCAUAUGCUCACCAAUGCCGUUUCUUCUAAUGACACAGGGUUAACUCUAGAGGGCGUUGUUAGCCCUUCUGAGAGGACAGGAGAAACUGGGACACCGCACUGUGGUCUCCCAGAGGAGAGACAAGGGGCCUCGGACGGUGACAUCGUGGGGGUGGAGGAACAGACCAUUCCCAGUUGUGAGGUUCUGUUGGGGUAUGACACUCAGUGGUGCUGGGUGGAGUCUCAAGACGAUGUGACGUUUCUCUGA
Molecule: messenger RNA, 729 nt
Organism: Salvelinus namaycush (lake trout)
Lineage: Eukaryota; Metazoa; Chordata; Actinopteri; Salmoniformes; Salmonidae
Product: leucine rich adaptor protein 1-like
Exons: 2
Coding region: 1-729 (242 amino acids)
Biological process (GO): positive regulation of cytokine production; positive regulation of canonical NF-kappaB signal transduction
Source: RefSeq, a predicted model, not a curated record